Messenger RNA from Varanus komodoensis (Komodo dragon), 9672 nucleotides. It is a transcript of the gene PKNOX1, whose product is annotated as PBX/knotted 1 homeobox 1. The coding region runs from base 3185 to 4576 and encodes 463 amino acids. The transcript is spliced from 12 exons. Gene Ontology annotation, biological process: angiogenesis; regulation of transcription by RNA polymerase II. Gene Ontology annotation, molecular function: DNA-binding transcription factor activity, RNA polymerase II-specific; RNA polymerase II cis-regulatory region sequence-specific DNA binding. The record is from RefSeq and is a predicted model, not a curated record. NCBI's taxonomy places the organism in Eukaryota, Metazoa, Chordata, Lepidosauria, Squamata, Varanidae.
AGUUAGUGACUGGCCCAGGGUCACACAAUAAACUUCAUAGCUGAGUGGGAACUUGAAUGCAGAUCUCCAGAGUUCCACUACAGUACUACACCACACUGGCGUGAUCAGUAUCAUUGUUACUCUUUGAAAUACCAGUCUGUACAGAGGGGUACUGCAUCUCUCUAGAAGACUUGCAGCUGAGAGGAAAUUCUAUCUGGUAACCAUUAGACAGAAAUGCUUUAAAUGGGAUUCCUGCAUCAAGCUGGAAUGGACUGUAUAGCUUAACUGGCCCCUUCUAAUUCUGUAGUUCUACUACCUCUUCCAUUGUGGAGGUAGUAACAUCAUCACUGCCAUUUGGAAACCUCUAACCUAAUUCUGACAAUGUCAACUUAGAAUUAUGACUUGCUGCUUUCAAGGAACCUCAGGCUGGGAAGUACUUUGAAGAUAUGGAAUAUCACCAUCUGAAGACCAGGUGUUCUAGUGUCUGAAGCUACUUAUUGAUGUUUUCAUUCUACCUUGGAAUUACAACCAAGUUGAUCUGGAGUUUAAAUUGCCUCAAAAUUGACCAUGUUUUUAAAAUCACUGGUUCUUUAUCAGAAUCAACUUUAUAAAAUCUGUGUACAGUUGAAAACUGAAAGAAUAUGCUUUUUUUCCCUCUCAAGUUGGAGAGUCUUAUCCAAUGGAUUGUGUUCCUCACUUGGGAACAAUUGAGAUAUUUUAUUGGAGUCAGCCAAUGGUAGGAGACACCACCUCACUGCUUUCUCCUGGUGUAAACAGAAGAAAAUGUGAACACUUUCCCUCCUACCCACCCACACACACUGGAAAAGAAUUAACAGGAACAGGAUGACAACCAGCUGAAAAAUUAUGGAGGCUGCUUGUUAAAGUAGGAAACACUUCCACCUCCAGAGGAAGCAGAGGGAGUCAUUAGUGCCAAGUUGGCAUAUUCUGUUUGGUGAGAAUCUUGAUCAAAGUAAUGUCCAAAAUCAGAACAUCCUUGUGUGGCUAAUGUAAGUGCACAGCAACCAUUCUUCCAGUGAGGGAAUUCUGUCAGGGACCAACUUACUGUUUUCUUGGUCUUCUGCAGUUGCCAGCAACCUACAUUUUUUACCAAUUAAUAUGUUGUGAAAAUGUACCCUAAGCCUUGUUCUUCAACCAUGAAGAUUCUUUUCUACUGAUGUCCCUGGAAAGAAAUGUUUGAAAGUGGAAGACCUCCUUAGGGAACAGGUUACCGUUCCUUUGGGAACCUGUGCCUCCAUGCUCUUAUACACAUCUCCAUUACAUGCUCUGAUACAUCAUGAGGUGGUAGAUGAAAAGCCUUCCUCUGUCUUCUCAGAAUUUGAUAUAAUUCUUUAAAAGAAACAAACAGUCCUGUCCCUUAUGAAAGGGGACUGUUUUUACACAACAGCCUCAAGAGGAUAAGGCAUCGGGUUCAAACACUUUUUUCUGGUUGUUGCUAAACUACAAGUUUGAAUAAAAUGAAAGAAGGGCCGGCACAGUAUCUUUAAUAUGCUGACUGGGUAUCUUAGAGCUUUUGGGACCACAUGCAGUCAACAGGUCUGGGAACAAUGAGACACAAAGGGACUGAGGAGUGCCAUGGAUUAUGUGUAGACCAUCUUGGUUCAGUGACAGAACAUUGCAUGCAGAAGGACCCCAGCUGAAUCUGGUACAGCUGGGGAAAUUCCUGCCUAGAACUCUUGAAAGCUGCUGCUGCUCAUCGUUGGGCUACACAAACUGGUGGUCUGACUCAGUAUAAGGCAGUUUCUCAUAUUCUUACUAUGUCUUUCAUGUGAAUGGAUUUAGGUGAAAGCAACUUGAUUACUUUGAACUGUAGCUGCCUGACAUGUCAAUGUGUUAGGUCUGAAAAGUUAGGUGCUCUUGUUGCAAGAGAAGUUAAUUGCAACCUGAGCUUGAAGCACAUUUUCACCACUUCUGCAUCUGACCUGUUAACAGCUUUUCUGUGCCACCUAUUUUUUUUCAAAAGAAACAUUGUCAGAUUCUUGCUUGUUUCCUUUGUUGUUUUGGUUGGAGUUAUCCUUAUGUGGAUCUGAAAAUAUAUAUGAAAGUAUACAAAGGAAGACACAUGUAACCAUCAGAACUUGAAGUGGAAUUUCUCCCAGCAUGGUAGAAAUCUUAUGCAUUAGUGACUUGAGACCAUAAUUUUAUACAAAGAAUCUCCAUGUAGCUCCUUGUGAAAGUUAUUUAUAAUAUCUGGUGUGUCCUCUGGAUGAUUUUCCCCGUUUUAAGUACACAUUUUCUUUUCAGUGUGUCUUUGCAGGUGGUAUAUACCUGCAUCUUCAACCUGAUUCAUGCAUGUUGAAUGGACAUUUAUUUUAUCUACCUAGUCUAUGUUUGUUAACUGAACUGUGCAAAGAUAAGUCCGUAGUGGUAGAAAAAGUGCCUGUGAUAGCAGAAAUGGCUGAUUCCAAGCCUGAUUUGAAUGCAGUCUUGUUCACAUUGGGGUUGAUUGGUCUGUGUAUCCGUGAGAAGAAUUGCAUAGAAAAAAUAAGCAGAGUAUGUGUAAAUCAACUUUUUGAGUCAAAGAGAACAUACAUAUGUGUAAGAGGCAAAGUAAGGUUGAGUGCGUGUGUGGAGAAGUCUAUAUGAAUAUGAAACUAUGCACAUAUGUAAAAAGGCUAUGUGUUCUGGGUGGAUAUUACGAUGAGUUUGAAUUAAUUAGCCCUUGGAAUAGCCACUGGACAAUUUUUAUCUUCCUUUGCAGCCUUUCAAUAUUAAAAAAUAUCUCUUCUCAAGGUGCAGUAGAAUGUACCCUGGUGUGCCAUCCGGUCUCUCAGCUGUGACUAAUGUAAAAUAUUCUUCAAUAGCUUAAAAAUCUGAAAACAACCAUUUCCCCAAUCGCAGAAAGGUUGUUCUGGUUACUUUGGACUUAUGUUCUAUCCAGAGUACUUAUUUGAACAAGUAAAACCAUAUUUGAUAUUCAGAUAUAAAUAACUAUUUAAUCAAUAUUUGUGACAGCUUCUAUCUCCAUUUUAACUGUGUGUUUUGUUGGCAAUUCCUGCAGCUCUUCAUUGUGAGGGUUAAAAAGCAAGUGACUAAGCUAGAAGCCUUUAUCACACUUUCUGGCAAUAGGAUUUAAAUAGUCACCACCUGCUUUUAUCAAAAGGCCUUUGAGGGUAAGGGUCCUGGAAACUUGCAGAACAUUUGAACUAAAUAUGAUGAUUUGACUUUAUAAGAAUCCUCAGUAACCAUGAUGGCAACACAGACGUUAAGUAUAGACAACUACCAAGAUGGACAACAACAGAUGCAAGUAGUAACAGAAUUAAAAACUGAGCAGGACCCAAACUGCUUGGAAGCAGAUGCAGGAGGAUUGAGCCCUUCCCCAGUAGAGUCCCAGACACCGAUGGAUGCGGACAAGCAGGCUAUUUACAGACAUCCACUGUUUCCUUUAUUAGCACUGUUGUUUGAAAAAUGUGAACAAUCUACACAGGGAUCAGAAGGCACAACAUCUGCAAGCUUUGAUGUAGAUAUUGAAAACUUUGUUAGGAAACAGGAGAAGGAAGGAAAGCCCUUUUUUUGUGAAGAUCCAGAAGCUGAUAAUUUAAUGGUAAAGGCUAUUCAGGUUCUGCGAAUUCAUCUGCUUGAGCUAGAAAAAGUUAAUGAGCUCUGUAAGGAUUUCUGUAGUCGCUAUAUUGCAUGUCUGAAAACUAAAAUGAAUAGUGAAACUCUGCUGAGUGGAGAAUCUGGCAGCCCUUAUUCACCUGUACAACCCCAGUCCAGCAACUUUAAACAUGAUAAAGAUAGCUUGGAUUUGCUGGAGCAGCUGUCUUCAUGGAAACAGUCACCAGAAAAUCCAAUUCAAAGUGCCAUCACAGGUACACUAAGUCCCCAGGGGAUUAUGGUGCCUGCAUCAGCAUUGCAGCAGGGAAAUGUAACUAUGGCAACUGUUGCAGGUGGUACAGUCUAUCAACCGGUGACCGUGGUCACACCUCAAGGUCAAGUAGUGACACAAACAUUAUCACCUGGAACCAUCAGGAUCCAGAACUCUCAGCUCCAGUUACAGUUAAACCAAGAUUUAAGCAUCUUGCAUCAAGAUGAUGGGUCAUCCAAAAAUAAAAGAGGAGUACUUCCAAAGCAUGCUACAAAUGUAAUGAGGUCUUGGCUUUUCCAGCACAUAGGGCAUCCAUAUCCAACAGAAGAUGAGAAAAAACAGAUAGCAGCACAAACAAAUCUUACAUUACUUCAGGUUAACAACUGGUUCAUUAAUGCUAGAAGGCGAAUUCUCCAGCCAAUGUUGGAUUCAAGCUGUUCUGAAACUCCAAAAACAAAGAAGAAAACAGCUCAAAACCGCCCAGUUCAAAGGUUCUGGCCAGAUUCCAUUGCAUCAGGAGUAACUCAGCAUCAGUCAAAUGAACUUACCAUGUCAGAUGGAGCCGUUGUGACAAUUACUGCUCCAGUCAACAUGAAUGUAGACAGUCUCCAGUCUCUUUCAUCUGAUGGUACCACUUUAGCUGUUCAACAAGUCAUGAUGGCAGGACAAAGUGAAGAUGAAUCUGUAGACAGCACUGAAGAUGAUGGAGCAGACCUUUCAUCUACAAACAUCAGUGGGCUGGUCUUGGAUAACAGUGAUUCUCUGCAGUAGGAAGCAAGAGAAUUUGGCUUAAAUGUUUAGGAAAAACAAUGAACUGACUGACUUUUUAUAGUUUGCACAGCAAACAUUUUACACAGUUUUAUUUCUAAUAUGUUUUAUAUGUAGAUAUAGAAGAGUGCACUUUUUGUAUUUCAUAGUAAGCUUAAAGAGUGUCUUUGCAGGUGCAGCAACUUCUUUCAAAUGUGUUGUUUUUGAUUUUAAAUUUGAAAAAUCUAGUAAUUUAAAAAUGCAUAAUCAGCCCAUUAUUUUCUUAGAGCAGCUUUCUCACAUGCAAAAUUGAUUCCACAUUGACCUGAUAAUGGGGUGAUGGGACUGAGGUCAUCAGGAAAGAUGGUAGAUACCUGGUGGGUGAGUUAAAAUUACUUCAGCAUGGAUUGAAACAGAACUCUAUCACAUAAUCACCAUCUUACUCAACAUUUCCUGACCUAUAACAUCAUAAAACUUGCUGCAGCUUUGUGACAUAAUGAAAUUGCCCUGGUGGGAGAGUUAAAAGUACUUCCGUUUCCUUGAGCAUUACACAAUUUCAACUAUUCCUCUCAUUUUAAGAUUACUCUUGGUGGUUUAACAAUGUAAUGUAAAGCAUGUCAAACUAGUGUAUGAGAUUUCUUUAUGAAGUUAGCCAUGUAGAUUUGAAAGAUGCUUCUGCACCUUAAAAAAAAUCCUGCCAGUCUGAAGUGGGCAAGAAACACACAAAAGUGGUGAUGUGUGAUUCAUUAACGAAUGUAUGGCAUUUAAAAUAAACUUAAUUUCUCAUAGAGUUGUUAGGUGGAAACCUCUGAAUUCUUCCUGUACCUUUUAAAUUUGCCACUGAGGUAGCCACCACAGCUUCUGCUUCAUGCUUUUCCCCUAGUCAUUUUGGCCACCUACUCUGUAGCACAAUUUAAAUCCUAUUUGCAACAGAUGGGGGGGCACAGAAACAAGACUGAGAGAGGCAAAAAUGGCCAUAGCUUUCUCUUUAAUAUGUGGUAAAUUUAAAGGUGCAGAGGGGAUUCCUGGAUUGCAACUUAGCAGCCUGCUCCUAGCCAGUGAGCCUGUUCAUCAUUUGCUAUAAAACACUUAUUUUUACCUUUAUCAGGAUUAUUGGAUUAAAAAUAUUUUUAUAAAUUAUCUAAGAACUGAAAUGACUGUAUUGAGCAUGAGAAAAGAUGUUUAGUACUUCUAUUUGGAAGGUUAUGAAAACUGUCCAAAUUGAAUAAACAUGCCUAUGCUAUAUUCUGUGGAUCUCUGCUAUCCCAUCGUGGAACAGCUAUGAUGUCAUAAAAAGAAUCCCCUCCUUAAUAGGUUGUCGGAUGCUAAGCAUGUAUAUGACAUGUAAACUAUUGUUCAACUUAUAUUUCAGUCUAUUUUGAAACGUGUUUCUUAAGAGAGUUGAUGACCAGCUACCCGGUGAGUAAAAGUCUACAAUCUUUUCUGUAAUGAAGAGAAAAUUCUUCAUAUCAAUUGACAAGCUAAAAGAUACUAGCUUAUGAACUGGGAUUAAUCCACCUCCCUCACUACAUAGCAAAUGGAUUUUGAUUUUGCACUGCAAAUUCAAGAUAAUGAUAAGAUUAAAAUGGAUUUUUCAAGCACUGCACUACAUUUGUUGUGAACCAUCCAGGCAGCUUCAGCUAUUGGGUGAUAAUAUAAUGAAUAAUAAUAAUCCAACAGAGGUUCAAAUAUGAUUCAACACACUCAUGAUGUCUGGGAUUUUUUUUUCUUUUUUCUGUGCAUUUUGGGUUUGCUUAUAGCUCUACAUAUGUGCUGCUGCUGGAAGCUGGAAUUUUCCCACUGUCAACUUUAAAUAAUAAUCCUUAUAGCACAUCCAGACCAACUAUUACAGGAUAUGAGACAGUUAUCUUUUUUUUAGCAAAAUCAGGAUUCAACUCCAGCUGAAUGUGGUGGAUUAGCUUUGAUACAAGUUCUGAUUCAACAGAAAAAAUAAGGGUGCUGUUAAUUUCCUUUGUUCUUCUUAGUGGACAUUUUAAAAAUCACACCUAUUUCUUCUGCUGCCUUUAGGCUGUAUCAUGCACAAAACCACCACUAAAUGUUUCUACAUGGUAAAGGUUCUCUGCAGUAUUUCUUCAAAUCCUCAAUUUUCAAUACAAAUUGCUUGGAUGAGUGAGAUGUCCUUGCGCCAGCAUUGUUUUCUCCCUAGGAGAUGCAGCAUGGGCGAGAAUUAUCACAAGGUCUGAGAUGUUACGGCGGCAACCACGUGGAGCCUCUAAUACAAAAGCGUUCUUCAAUAGCAACAAUGCUGUUACUGAUAAUGUUCAAAUUGGCCCAGACUCGGAAUACAUGCCCUUUAGUCUCGUAUGACUUCUGAUUGCCAGAUAAAUGAGGCAACAGACAGAGAUAGAUAAGAAGGCCAUGAUAUGCAUAGCCUUGCAAAAAGGGAAAAACCCUUGGUUUUUCCAACCUUAGAACAUUAAAAAAUGCAAAGCAAGGGCCCAGCUGAGGGGUGACAGUCUUAGUGUGCUUCCAGGUGGAGGGCUUCUAAUACUAGCAAUCGGAAGGCAUUGUAGAGCAGUUUUGUACUUUUUCCUGUAAUGAUUUUUAUUUUUUUGAGAGCUAGAGGAAUAAAGAUGGAAGAAGAGGUGAAAAUGGGAAGGCAUUAAUUGGAAGAUGAUGCCUGGACUCCCUGUAAAUUCCCUGAGUGAGGUAGGAUGAUUGUACAAUAAAAGCAUCACCUGCAAGCACUUUUAGAUUCAGGAUUAGGCUGACGCUGUAGUGGUUGUUACAGCUGUGUAAAACUUAAGCCAACCCCUAACUUACUGUGCAUUUCUGGAAAUAAUAGGAAGAAAAUGGGAAAAGAGAUUUAUAAAAGUUUGUUUGGGAAAAAUUCAUAGAAGGCAGCAAGCUUAAGGGAAUGAUAUUCAAGCCUUAAUAAAAGCCACAAAAUUAAAACAGUUGAAAUGAAGAACUUCUGAAAUCUGCAUCUGAAUACAUUUUAUUGUUCUAUUAAAGUUAGUAGAAGUUUUUUCAUUAAGUGGGAUGUUUCAUAAAGCCUUUAUCAAAGUACGAAACUCAUCUUUUUCUGUCUUUUUAAAACUGGAAUAGUUGUGGCAGCAUCCAGCCAGAAAAAAUGAGUGUUGUGAACUUGUUGGGUGGUUAAUUCUUCAGCUACAGGUAGCAUGGCCAGUGUUCAAGGAUGGCAGACAUUGUAACUCAACUACAUCUGGAGGACCCUAGGUUUUGCCCUCUGGCGUAAACUGCUUUUCCUAGCCACAGGUGGUAUUGAAAAAUGUGUGCUAGAAGGACUGUGAACUUCGUCAUCAUAAUGUGGCCUAAUGGGUACCUAUAGAUAAUUUGCUUUUUAUAGCACUGUCCACUUAAUAAACCAGUGAGGAAUGGGGACGAUAACCAAGGAGAACUCAUGUCCUAGGAAUGCUUUAAAAGCAUUUUUACAUAAUUCAAAUUCAAAACUCAAUAGCUGUUGUAUUCUGCCCUGGUUUAUUUGGUGAUGUUUAGAAACAUUCCAUCACUUGAAAUAGUUGGUCAAAUGUAAAAUGAACUAAAAUGAGUAACCAAAACAAUCCUGUGUGCUCCUCUCAGAACCAAAUGGAAACAACAUAAAAUGCUAAUAUACUGCUUUCCAAGUAACCAUUUUAAAGCAUUGCAUUACAUGAAUGUGUGCAGUUUCUCAUUUAUGCAUCAUAAUGUUCCUCAUUGUCUUGGUGCUGAUAUUUCCAUCUCAUGCAUGCAUUAUUAAACCGCUUCACAUACAGUGUAGCUAAGAAUAAUCACUAUGUGGGUAUCCAGAACUAGUUGUGCAUCCAUUAUGCUAUUAGUGUGCAAAAACAGAUGGGGUGGGAUAGAGGCUUGGGAUGUCUUUGUGGCAUAGUACUACCUGCACAGUUAGAAAGACACACCUCAAAAGAAGCACAGAGAUGGCAGGCAGAAUGAAAGCUGAUGUGGGAUGUCUAAGCCAAUUGUGAGAAGGCCUGUUUCACUUUAAUGUAUUAGCUUGACAAAGAAAUUUAAAAGUUCAACACUAAUCAAGAACAGGGUUUGUCACAAGGUUCAGACUGCACCAUCUAAUGAUUUUUCUAUUUGCAUAUAUCUGAUGGAGAUAUGUUAAGCAUCAAUUUCUGAAUAGGUAUUCCACCUUUCUCUUUGAAACAUUUUACAGAACUUACUGGAAUUGCGUUGCAGGUUAAACCAAAUUAUUUUUAUCAAACUCAGAUUGCAUUUUUCCUCGGCUGCUUUCACAUUUUCAAGUGAUUUUGAUUCCACAAAAACUGGAAAGAGCCCUGUGUGGGGUUCCAAACCAUGUGUAUGUCAGCUCUUUGGAGCUGUGAUCCUAUUUUUUGGGUUAAUUUAAUUCUGCUGCUUCAGAUGCUUAGCAGCAAAAAUGCCUAUGCCUGCAAGAGCAGCCUAAUGUAAAGUUGGUGGAAAUGCUUGGUUUCAUAUGAAUAUUGGUUGCUGAUGCAGGAUACAAGAAAUGUGAAAACAAACAAACCACCUUAGGCCUUCAGAGCUAUAGGCUGAUAAAUUAAUAUUGGUUGUGCAGGAAGCCAAUGCAACCCCUAAAAGAUACAGUGUCAUCUCCUUCUGUUCCUAAACUUAUAAUCUUAGUAUAGCUUUGUAUUUUCGAAAUACAAAGAAAUAACCAGUGUUCCAUUAUGUCAGGAAAUAUUAUAACUGACAAUCUUUGAAAUCUAAAUUCUAAUCAGUUUAGGUGUUCUGUAUGUCUUUUAAUGGAAUUCUUGGAAAAUGUUUGCGCAUGGCAUAAUUAUGUUUCAUCUGUGUGUUUUAUAUGAAAUUGCUCAACUUAAAACAAGCAUGCUUUCUUUCUCUGCUUUGUGUUUAAAAGUAAAAUUUUGAAUUGCUUUAAUUAAGAUCCACUGUAUUGGUUACGUUCACUUUUCCCUGUUUUCAGCCCUGCAUAAUGCAAAUAUCAAUUUGUAUUUGUUUCGGAAUUAAUUACAGUGAGUAAGUUUUGUUUUAAAAGGUUCCACACCACAAUUCAAGGCAUAGGAGCAAAAAUGUGAAAAAUGUUAGAACAUUGUAUUUUUAAUUGUACAGACAUUUACUGAAAGACUAUGCAAUUGUUUAAUUCAGAAUAUUUCUUUUCUUUGUUCUGAAAUAAAAAUGACAGGGAUAUCAAA